ACGUCACAGCUGUGCGACAGGCCUCGGCAUUCAGCGUUCUGCAGAGUUCUGGACCUAAGCGCGAAAUGGGUGAGUCGCAGCUGGGGGCCAUGCUAUCAAAGUCUUUAAACAUUAGUUUACUGACUUGAGAAUCGCCGUUAAAGACCACCAGCACGGUUCACCCACAGAACCUCAGUGUUUGCAGAAGUACGUCUUUUAGCGACGCUCGUCGCUAGUUUGAGAGCUAGCGGGUGGGUGUUAGCUAACCGAGUCGGGCCCCAGCAACGAGUCGCGUCCACUGUUGAUUUGUUUUUGUCAGUCACGGCCGUUUAUUAACAGCGAAUGAGGCCGGUGUGAUUAGUGUCACCUGACGCGCAUCGCUCGAAUAUUCCCCAGUAAUAUAAUUUCUAUUAAUUCAUGCAGUUUGUUAAAGCAUUAAAACCAAGCCAAGCAAGUAAACGAUAGCUAACUGAAUUAAAGCUAGCUAGCAACCUUAGAAUUAUGACUUCCAGGCGGACAGGCUAUGCUGGUAGCAUGGAUUCUUCUCCCUCAAAUUCUGGAAAUCGUAAACAAAGUAUAAUCAACAUUCCCGACAGGACCGGGGUAGAGUCUUGUUAUGAUCGCAAAGCUGACAAGCCCGGAUACGGAGCGUCGCAGGGCGGCGUGACCAUAACGUCCCUGAAGUCUCGUCUCGCCCCGACCAUUCAAACUGCCAUGUCCGCUGCUGUCGAUACUCUGCUCGGGGAGGUGGUGCUGGUGCUCAACGAGACUCAGCAGGAGUUGCUGCACAAGGAGCAGGAGAACGAGAGACUUAAAGUGCGCCUGGAAGUGUCAGAGAGGGAGCUGAAGACUUUGCAGGAGUGUCUGUGCAGUGCUCAGAAGCUCAUAGACCAGCUGCAGAUCUCCUACACCGGCCCCCAGUCCAUCGGCCAGUCCGUCUUCGCCCCAUCCCUGUCCUCCAUCGCUUCGAUGACUUCGGAAUUGGAGCGGGACCACCAGAGCAGCCGGAACGUGAACGGGGCCGGCGGCGUUGACUUGGGCCUCAGCGGCUCCGUGGACGAUUCGCUCCACGGGUUCGAGCCAAGAGAUGACUACAAAAUGUGCCAGCUUUCGAUCCAACCCGACGGCUCUGUGACCAACCACGCUCUGGACUCCUUCGCUUCCAACGCGUCACACAUGUGCUCCGAUUCCGGCAGGCCAGAUGAGAGGGAGUCUCGGGCAUCUGGGUUUGACAUCAAAGAGGAGCAGGGACCCACUUCGGGCUCCGGUCAGCCCAGCAGGAAGGAGCCGGGGAUCCGUAAUGACAACAGGGACGGGGACCUCGGGUACGUUCAAGUUGGAGGAGAGGGGGUCUCCCAGCGUUCCUUUACUCACUCUCUUCGUCACCAAAGACCUGCGCGAGAAUGCGCCAGUGCCUUGCAGCAGGGAGGACUCGACGGACAGAAACAACUGUCCAGGACUGCCGGGGGCGGCAGAGUGGACAGCGUUUCCCCGGGCAGAGCCGACGACUCUGCGGGACCAUCGGCCACUGACACAACGGGCGAGCCCUCGUUGGAUCGGCCCCACCACUGCUUGGAGUGUGGAAAGACCUUCCGUCUGAUCUCCAGCUUGAAGAAGCACAUCCGCAUCCACACGGGUGAGAAGCCUUACCCGUGCACAGUCUGCGGCCGGCGCUUCCGCGAGUCCGGCGCGCUUAAAACCCACCUGCGCAUCCACACGGGCGAGAAGCCGUACUCUUGCUCCGAGUGCGGGAACCGCUUCCGCCACCUGGACGGUUUGCGCAAACACCGGCGCACGCACACCGGAGAGAAACCCUACGUGUGCGCCAUCUGCGGGAAGCGCCUGAGCCGCCUGCAGCACCUCAAACACCACCAGCUCAUCCACACGGGAGAGCGGCCGUGCUGCUGCCCGUUCUGCAACCGCAGCUUCAAGGAGCCCGCGGCGCUGCGGAAGCACAUCCGCACGCACCGGGAGGAAGGUGGUCACAUGGGGAUCGCCGUGAGCGAGGACACGGACCCGGAUGCCUUGGAUGACAUCAACAACCUCCACCCGGCAGCGCCGUCCCCUCAGAUGAGGUUUGGCGACUGGGGCCCGGAGGAGGAUGACAGCUCAGCUGUGGACUGCGUGUAGGACUCGAUUCAGGGGAAACUGUUUGCUGGUGUUCUUGCGUUGAGACCUUCACCGGAUGAAAACCAUGGACUAAGGUCAUCUCUGUUCCUUAGGGUUAAAGUAAAUACCCAGGCUAUAUAUGUAACGCCGGCCUUGGGGAUUUAUUUAUAUCUGGCAUUUACAAUGCAUUACACACUUGGAUGAAAAAAGAGAUUUCAAAUAUUUGCUUCAACAGUAUUAUUUUCCGACAAUCGAAAAGGAGCAGCAGGAGCAGACGGCUUGUUCUUGGCACGGGGGAGUUGCUGGUUUGCUAACUCUCAGCAAUCACUCGAGAAAUUGCUGAAAGAAUUGGAAACGAGCAGUUGCUUCACUUUAAAAAUACAAAGUGCCUCGAACAAAACCAUCAGCUGAGUCUCUGCUGCUGUUCUAGAUGGUUCCCACCUGCAUUUUAAUCCCAACAAACGUUACAUCACAACUCUGAUCAUAAGUGUUUUAUCUAUUCUAGUUUCACACUUCGAAGAUCGGAUUUUCGCUAUUGAAUUAUCUUCGGUUAUUAUUUACACACCCUGAGCUGCUCAAACAGGCUGUUUUUAUUGAAAUUGCAAUCUGGCUCUUUGCAUUUAUUAAAUUGCAGGAGGUGCAUUUUUUUUUAAAGGAAAAUAUUUGCCAAGAUACCAUUUAACCUUUUAGUAUUGUUGUGCUGCAGAGAGGUCCUGCCCUUUCACAUCUAGUUUAUGAUUACGAGUUUGGGUAUUUUUUACACUAUUUAUUUAAUACUAUGGUCAAUGUACAAACUUUCAUUAGAGUUAAUUGUUUCCUCUACCAUUGUAUCAGACGGGCCCCCCGCCCCUUGAAGGACCAUAUAUAUUCGACAGUGCCAGAUAACAACUGGAGUCCUUUUUUAAGGUUAACUUUCCUAUUGAACAGAAAAUGACCUUUUACUGUAAUGCAGUCUUUAAAUCCUAUUAAUCAUCCAAGAGCUAAGACGACAUCAUAUCCAGAUUUUGAUACGUUGCCCUUCCUUCUAUUGUAACACCACACCGAAACCACCUGUAAACUUUAAAUAUACCACGUAUCCGUUCUGAAGCCCUGCUCUGCGUCUUCUCUUUUGUAAAGUCUUCAUCACUCACAGGAUCUCGCUGUCCUCAGACCAGUUGAAAUGAUCCGCGUUCGCAGUGAUCUGUGUAUUCAUUCAUGGGCAUCGUCUCAUCAACAGUGUAAACUCCUCACUGUUUCUCCAGUCUUGGUUUUCAUCCCUCUUUUAUGGACCAUAUCUUAGCAUUCCAUGGUGGAGCUGCUGCCGUGGGUCUGGAAAGCGUUUCCUUUUUGUCCGGACCUGCGUUGAGGAUUAAAUGUUGAGCAGCUGCUCUCUAGCGACUGCUAGAGGACAGAUUUUGGUGCUCGCAUGUGCAUUUUCGCUGGCGCCCAUUGCCUCCCGGCUGUUUCUGUACAUAGGAAUGUAGUUUUAGCAAUUUUAUCCGGAUGAAUGAGGGUUUAAAAUUUUGUGGAAAAGUAAAUGUGCAACAAAAGAAGAAGUACCGUGCUAUGGAAACAUCAGUAUGCUAACAAGCAAUGUAAAUUAAAUAUAAACUCUAAUUUCAAAUCUUCCUGACUCGACUGAUGCAUUAUGGUUAACAUCAGGGCAUUAAUCCUCUCAGCCUCUUGGGAUAUUCUGUAGGUCUCUGAUGUUGUUUGCCAUGUAUACUAAUGUAAGGAUCCUAUGUACAUACGAGUCAUUUAAACCACACCAAAAAUGUCAAAUUAAACGGCACUAAAAAUGUAAAAUAUCUGUUACUGUAUACCCAGAAUAAGAUUUGCCAUGCUAGUCCUGAUCCUGUAUAAAUAUAUUUAUUCUUUUUGGGGAUUGCAUACAGGGGCCUUUGCAUGUAGGUUUAGAACGAAAUGGAAUUCUUUCUGCAAAAGUCAGUGUUAAAAUGUGAAAUUAAUCCUUUUUUUUUAUGCAUCUAUCUGAUUUCAACACAUAUUUCCCAACAUCACAUAUAUUCUGUUACCUGCUAUAAAUGUUACUAUAUUAAAGGGCUUUGUUUGGAAUUCUU
Messenger RNA from Gasterosteus aculeatus aculeatus (three-spined stickleback), 4145 nucleotides. RefSeq lists its product as uncharacterized. Gene Ontology annotation, cellular component: chromatin; transcription regulator complex; PcG protein complex. The record is from RefSeq and is a predicted model, not a curated record. Gene Ontology annotation, biological process: regulation of transcription by RNA polymerase II. Lineage: Eukaryota; Metazoa; Chordata; Actinopteri; Perciformes; Gasterosteidae. Gene Ontology annotation, molecular function: DNA-binding transcription factor activity, RNA polymerase II-specific; RNA polymerase II cis-regulatory region sequence-specific DNA binding.